AUGCAAAACGGAUACAAAAAGAAUCAUUGGUCACUAAAUAAGAAGUAUACGGAAUUGAAUGCUUUGGAGGACUAUGAUCUGAUUGAUGUCGAUGUUUGGAAUAAAACUUCGAAGGAAAGCAAAAGUUACACAGAAACAGUUCAUCCACACACAACAGUGCCUGCUUUACAAUAUGAUGACUUAACACUACUAGAAUCUGGAGCUAUCUGUAUGCAUUUGGCCGAAAAAUACCACAGCUUGAUGCCAACAGACUUAAGAGACCUAUACAAUAUUAUGUUUUAUGUGUGUGCUACAUUGGAUGAGGUGCAAGAAAAAUUGUUUGUUCAAUUUUUCUUCAAAGAGGCAAAUGGAACUGAGGACAAAAAUGAAAUUGAACAUGCAACACAAAAAUUUAAUGCCUGUGCUAAAUAUCUAGUUACACGUCUGCGUGGAAAGGAUUAUAUCUGUGGGGACAAAUUUUCAGUUGCAGACUGUGUAUUGGGUUAUAAUAUGUGGUGGGCAUCAGAAAUGAAAGAUGGGAUUCUAAUACAGAAGUACCCAGAAUUACUGUCCUACUUAGAAAGACUGAAAAGUCGCCCAGCAUUUCAACAGACAUGGAAGAGUUCUAAACCUGUGGUGUAA
Molecule: messenger RNA, 621 nt
Organism: Mytilus californianus (California mussel)
Lineage: Eukaryota; Metazoa; Mollusca; Bivalvia; Mytilida; Mytilidae
Product: glutathione S-transferase GstA-like
Exons: 4
Coding region: 1-621 (206 amino acids)
Source: RefSeq, a predicted model, not a curated record